UAUAACAAUAUUACCAGCUGCCUAGCCCAGAUAUUGCCUUAAAACUUCAACAGUUUUGUAAAGUUUAAUGUUUUUUGUUUCUUAUACAUAACUGUGUUCUAAUUCUUCUGAACCGAUUAACUUUUAAGCUGUCUUAAUUUUCUGUUUUGGCUGAUUAUUAAUGAGCAAUUCAACAAAGCCAAGAAUGAGAUCCAUGUCUUAUUUGGCUUAUGACAGAGGUUGAAAAUCUUGAGAAAAAAAAAAAAGUCGUGUUUAUACAUACAUAUACAUAUAUAUAUUCAUAUAUACAUACACAUGGAAGUCGACAACGGUGAUCGGAAAAAGAAGGCAAAAAAUUCCGUGCUGAAAAAACUCGAGAGAUUUAUGUCGUUCGAUAGGCAAAAGAAGCCGCCUUCGUAUUCAUCCAACAAUAGCAUGUUCACCAAGAGCAGAUCAUGGCACAGCAGCAGCAGCAGCACUAAGAACAAGGCGAAAGAAAAGGCUCCGAUCGGGUGCUUCUCGGUGUACGUGGGCCCCGAGAACCAGCGGUUUGUGAUCAAGGCUGAAUGCGCGAACCACCCUCUAUUCAAGAUGCUGCUCGAGGAUGCCGAGUCGGAGUACGGUUUCAAAGUCGAAGGGCCUUUGCGUAUUCCUUGCGAAGUGGAUCUUUUCUGCAGGAUAUUGGCUGAAAUGGAUAGUAAUAUUUAUGGUGAUCAAGAAUCGGAUACUUUGGGUUUCGGGUGCAGCCCGUUCAGCCCGGCCCGACGAUCCGGUAAAGGCGGCACUGGUUACGGCCUUCUCACUCCGCCGCGCUUACUCAAGAUCAAUCACUUUUAAGGCCAUAUAUAUAUAUAUAUCGUGCAUCAUGUGAUGAAUGUAUGUUCUGAGAAAUCUUAGUUUUUAUGGUUAUUGAAUUUGAGUUA
Messenger RNA from Erythranthe guttata (spotted monkey flower), 902 nucleotides. Its product is annotated as SAUR-like auxin-responsive protein family. The record is from RefSeq and is a predicted model, not a curated record. Gene Ontology annotation, biological process: response to auxin. Lineage: Eukaryota; Viridiplantae; Streptophyta; Magnoliopsida; Lamiales; Phrymaceae.